Messenger RNA from Spirodela intermedia, 411 nucleotides. The record is from the annotation of a GenBank genome assembly. NCBI's taxonomy places the organism in Eukaryota, Viridiplantae, Streptophyta, Magnoliopsida, Alismatales, Araceae.
AUGCGGCUGAGAGAUCUGGUCCCCUCGGCCGCCAACUCAGUCAAUACCACGUUCAUCCUCCUGGAGAAGGGCCACAUCUCCUCCUCGAAGAAGAAGACGGGGAACAAGUUGCAGGAGAGCAGAGAAUGCCUCGCGCUGGUGGCGGACGAGAGCGCCGCCGUGGAGUUCCUGCUGUGGGACUCGGAGUGCGAGGCCUUCGAGCCGGGGGACAUCCUGCGGCUCACCAGCGGCAUCUUCUCCUUCCAUCGCCAUAAGCUCGUGCUCAGGAGCGGCCGCAAGGGACGGGUCGAGAAGGUGGGGGAGUUCACCAUGCUCUUCGUGGAGUCCCCCAACAUGAGCGACGCCGCCCUCUGGACCGCCGCCAAGAAGCGACGGCAAGAGGAACCACUAGGAGAAGGGCAGCUUUUGUAG